AUGAGUGCCGAUCCAGCUCUGCCCCAAUGCCCGCCUGGCCCCGAAGCACCCAGUUCUAGGGACUCUUCUCCAAUGCCUGAGAUUUAUGGGCCUGAAGAAAAUGAUGUGUCCCUGCAAAUGUCAUCUGCUGAGACACCCCACGCGGAGACCGUCUCUCCUCUUCCUGCAUCCAAGGAUCUGCGUGUUCAGGACAGCCCCGACUCUUCCACCAGUCCCAGGGUAAAAGUACCACCCACUUCUGGGGAGGAGAGAACAGUGAGGAAGGAAGAUACUGCCCAGGGCAAGAAACAGAAGAUCAGGACCGUGUUCUCUCAGGCCCAACUCUAUGUCCUCAAUGAUCGAUUUCUGAGACAGAAAUACCUCAGUCUCCAACAGAUGCAAGAACUUUCCAACAUUCUGAACCUUAGCUAUAAGCAGGUGAAGACCUGGUUCCAGAACCAGAGAAUGAAAUGUAAGAGGUGGCAGAAAAACCACUGGCCAAAGGAGAGCAAGAGUGUGACUCAGAACAGCACAGCAACCGCAGAAUACCCAGGCUUCUAUUCCUACCACCAGGGAUACCAGAGGAAUACUUCUGGAAACCUUCCAUUAUGGAGCAACCAGACCUGGAAUAACCUGAAUUGGAGCAACCAGACCUGGAACAGCCAGUCUUGGAGCAACCACUCCUGGAACGGCCCGUCUUGGGGCAACCAUUCCUGGGCCAAUCAGACCUGGUGCCCCCAAGCCUGGAACAAUCAUGUUACAACUGAAGUAAAGUCUAUUGAAAUACACCAUGACACCUUGAGUGAGGCUCUUCCUAGGGACAGUGUGGGCUUGAAUGUCAAGAAUGUAUCUGUCAAAGAUGUUCGUUGUGACAGUGUGGCUGGUGACAGAAAAAAUGACCCACCAAUGGAAGCAGGUGGUUUCAUGCCUCAGUGUGCUGAGCUGAAGGAGAAGAUUGAUCAUUGCUCUGGAAACAAGCUGGAAGAUGGCCCCAAGUUCUUGAACUCUGGUGAUGCUGCCAUCAUUGGUAUGGGUCCGGGCAAGCCUAUGCAUGUUGAGAGCUUCUCUGACUAUUCUCCUCUGGGCCAUUUUGCCGUUUCUGACGUGAGCCAGAUGGUUGCUGUGGGUGUCGUCAAAGCAGUGGACAAGAA
Messenger RNA from Odobenus rosmarus divergens (Pacific walrus), 1130 nucleotides. RefSeq names its product homeobox protein NANOG-like. The annotation marks the transcript as partial. Lineage: Eukaryota; Metazoa; Chordata; Mammalia; Carnivora; Odobenidae. The transcript is spliced from 3 exons. The record is from RefSeq and is a predicted model, not a curated record.